Molecule: messenger RNA, 7537 nt
Organism: Pangasianodon hypophthalmus (striped catfish)
Lineage: Eukaryota; Metazoa; Chordata; Actinopteri; Siluriformes; Pangasiidae
Gene: lpin2
Product: lipin 2
Exons: 20
Coding region: 1303-4215 (970 amino acids)
Biological process (GO): cellular response to insulin stimulus; fatty acid catabolic process; triglyceride biosynthetic process
Cellular component (GO): endoplasmic reticulum membrane; nucleus; cytosol
Molecular function (GO): phosphatidate phosphatase activity; transcription coactivator activity
Source: RefSeq, a predicted model, not a curated record
UUUAGAGAAUACAUUUAGAAAAAAUCAAAAUAUAAUGUGGUCUGAAUAUCUUCAAACUGUCUUUCUCUGCUGAGUUAAUUACCAUUUAUCAGUUAUUUAAUGAUAUUGACAGAUUUUCAACUUUUUAAGGCAUGAUUUAAAUAACACUGUUCAGUUUCACCACUGUAUGAACAUUAAACAUCUGUGUUCAUACAGCGGUAAAGCAUUUUGGUAAAGCAUUUUUCCUCACUGAGAACUGUACACUUUUAACAACGUCUUUUUUCCUUCAUUACCAUGUUUAUUUAAGGAGAUUGAGAGAUUGCUUAAUAAUAAACAGACAGAUAUAACCGUAUACAAGCACGCAGUGUUUGGUCUUACAGAUUAAUCAGGUUCUGUGUGUGUUGACCAUGUUUGACUCAAUUUCCAUAAUGUCAGUCUGAAGUAACAGAGUGUAGGCCGUGCUGAGCUGUAAAUGUAGAUUUUACUACAUUAGAGUUUAUGCUGGCUGGAAUGGCAAAAUUUGAUGCCCAAUAUGGCAAAUAGAAUAUUAUAAUUCAGUUACAGUUGAAUAACAGUUCAACUGUGACAUUUGAAUAACAGUGCUAUAAUAUUUCCAUUAGCCUAAUCUAAAACUGUUCAGUUGGAGCUUGCGCAUUUCAUUUGCUUAUCUCAAUAGUAUUUCAAGGACUUAAAAAAAUUACGCCUGGACAUUGUUAGCCUAUGACCUGGAGAACUGAUUAUGAUCAGAUCUGAGAGAGAGAGAACUGAGUGACUAACACAGUCUUAGGCACAGCUGUUUGCGUAGCCCUGUUUCCCUUUAGUGAAGAAAUGAACUGUCGUGUCAUAAAUCAGGUUGAGUCAGGAUAAGGGUAAAAUUCCACUCUGUCCUCACUGCUAUUUGGCUGCUUUCGCAGAAGCCCAGGUUCCUCAUGGUAAAAUCAUUAACUGGACUGUGCUGUUUUUGAGUCAUGAAGACUUUAGUGGUGGAGUUCAUUCCUACACUACACCCGAAUGCACAACCCUUAUCAGUACCGUACCAAGAAUCAUGCCGUCUUAUCUGUCUAUGAAGUGCUGACUUUGUGUCCCUGUCCUCAUGGGUCACACAGUGGGCGUGCUCUUACCUCAUUGGAUGUGUUGCCUCACUUCAUUAGAAAAACGUUCAACAAAAUAUCAUUACGAAAAUAUAUCAAAUAAUGCCAACCAGUAUGUGUUUGUACUUGCAAGGCCAAGUGCACACAGUCUGUGAGGUAUUAGUAUGACAGGGAAACAGAAGCUCUUGGAAGAGUUUAAAAGGUCAAAAAUGCACGCAAGGUGUUAGCUGUAAUGAAGCGAUUGCAUUCUUGGGUAGAAUUAGACCCCCCCUGCAGUGGGACUGAGGAAGACAACAGGGAGCAGGACGACUCUUCAACCCUAAAGGCAUCCUGGUCUUUUGUAGACACCAUGAACUAUGUGGGGCAGCUGGCAGGGCAGGUGCUGGUGACGGUGAAGGAGCUGUAUAAGGGCAUUAACCAGGCCACGCUGUCGGGCUGCAUUGACGUGGUGGUGGUGCGGCAGAAAGAUGGGACCUACCAGUGCUCUCCUUUUCACGUGCGCUUUGGGAAACUUGGAGUGCUGCGCUCCAAAGAGAAAGUGAUUGACAUAGAAAUAAAUGGAGAGCCGGUGGAUCUACACAUGAAGCUAGGAGACAAUGGGGAAGCUUUUUUUGUCCAGGAAAUGGAGGUGCAGGAUGAGACAGUCCCAGCUCACCUGGCCACCUCUCCAAUCCCCACUGAGAGUCACAUUUUCUGGGUUGGGAGCGAUAGAGGUACGACUCAGGGUCUGGGCAAUGAUCCGCUGGACCUUGAGGAGCCUCCUGAGCCUCCGGUGCCCAAUACAGGGACAGCCAAGAAGAAGAAGAGGCGGAGAAGGAAGCAUAAAGUGGACCCUCGGCGUGAAGAGAUGACUCCUCCUGCCUCUGUUGGUGCCUCUGCCAACACAGAAGACAUCUUUGAAAUGGAUCUUAGCACUGAUGAAGAGGCCACUCCCAGCACACGAUCAUCAUCAAUUAGCACAUUAAAAGAGGUUGAACCAAGAGUACCAGCAGUUCGUCAUUCUCCGGAGAGCUACCCUUAUUCUGAUGGAGACUGGUCACCUACUGACAGUCACGCCAUGUCUGAGGCCUUCUCCCCCAAGAGUGACUCUGAGCUGGUGAUUCGGCCCUCAGAGAGCUUGCUGAAAAUGGAGUCUCAUAUGCAGUGGACAUGGGGAGAGUUCCCAGAACCCACCAGGAUGGCCAAAAAAGACAAGACAGAACUGCCCAAGACUGUGACCAUAACCCCAUCAGAGAACACUCACUUCAGGGUGAUCCUGAGCUCUGAGGCCAUGGAGCCUGAGGCUGAUGUGAAAGACAUACUGGAACCUGCACCCAUAUGCACUAUUGUAAAGCCUGAGCCUCGUACUCCAGCUACCCCUAUCACCCCGCUAAUAUCUUCUGACUGUGUGACCACCUCCACGCCCUCAGAGUCCCAUACUGCAGCCCCGAACCCUCAAGGUGGAGCCAUGAUCGAUGUCUGCCCAAAGACAGACUCUCCUUCCAAGAAGAAAGGAGUACCAAAGAGAAGUCAGCACCAGGGGCCUGAGGACAUCUACCUAGAUGAUUUGAAUGUGCUUGAGCCUGAUGUGGCUGCACGCUACUUUCCCAAGAGUGACUCAGACUCCAAGCACUGGAUGGAUUCAGGGAUGCGUUCAGGUUCUCAGUCCCCUCAGUCAGUGGGCAGUGCUGCAGCUGACAGUGGAACAGAAUGUCUGUCUGACUCGGCCUCUGACCUGCCCGACGUCACACUCUCUCUGUGUGGGGGGCUUAGUGAGAAUGCAGAGAUAUCCAAAGAGAAGUUUAUGGAACAUAUCAUCACUUAUAAUGAAUUUGCUGAGAAUCCAGCCAUUAUAGACAAUCCUAAUUUAGUGGUGAAAAUAGGGAACAGAUACUACAACUGGACAUUAGCUGCACCGUUAAUUUUAAGCCUACAGGCAUUCCAGAAGAAUUUACCCAAAGCUACAGAGGAGGCCUGGGUUAAAGAGAGGAUGCCAAAGAAGUCUGGCCGCUGGUGGUUCUGGCGGAAAAGAGCAGACAGCACUAUCAAACAGUCUGAGAAUGCAGGAAAACUGGAGAUGAAGGAACAGCGACUGAAAGAGGGAGAAGCCUCCCUGGAAAAUGAUCCCUGCAAAGUGGAGUCCAGAGAAUCGUCCAGUGAUGAAGAGGGGAAGGAGGUGAGUGCAGCUGCUGCCUCUCUGGAGCGCUCGGCUCAGACUGAACCCCAGCCUCAACCUCAGCCUAGCACACACUCCUACAGGAAGUCGCUGCGCCUCUCUUCCGACCAGAUUGCCAAACUAAAGCUGAAGGACGGGCCCAAUGAUGUCACCUUCAGCAUAACCACCCAGUACCAGGGCACAUGCCGCUGUGAUGGCACUAUCUACCUGUGGGACUGGGAUGACAAGGUCAUCAUUUCCGACAUCGAUGGCACCAUUACAAAAUCAGACGUGUUUGGGCAGAUUCUGCCUCAGCUGGGGAAGGACUGGACUCACCAAGGCAUUGCCAAACUUUACCACUCUGUAGCUGAGAAUGGCUAUAAGUUUCUCUAUUGUUCAGCAAGAGCUAUUGGCAUGGCCGAUAUGACUCGGGGCUAUCUGCAGUGGGUGAAUGAUGGCGGCACUAUUCUGCCCCGUGGACCCCUCAUGCUUUCUCCAAGCAGCCUCUUCUCCGCAUUUCACAGAGAAGUGAUUGAGAAAAAGCCAGAGAUUUUCAAGAUUGAAUGUCUUACUGACAUCAAGAACCUGUUCCAUUCCAACAAACAUCCCUUUUAUGCUGCAUUUGGAAACAGGACCAAUGAUGUUUUUGCGUAUAAGGAGGUUGGAGUGCCUGUUUGCAGGAUCUUCACCGUCAACCCUAAAGGAGAGCUAAUUCAGGAGCAAACCAAAGGAAACAAGACCUCAAACAAGAGGAAAAGGCUUAUUAAAAUUAAAAUAACUAUCAUUCUACUCACUCUGGUGGCUUGUGAUGAAGUGUCAACAAGGAAUCUGGUUCAGAAAAGAAAAAUGUUCAGCAUUGCCUUGUACAGCAGGCUGAGUGAGCUGGUGGAGCAUGUGUUUCCAUUGCUGAGUAAAGAACAGAGCUCGGCGUUCAGCUUCCCCGAGUUCAGCUCGUUUUGUUUCUGGAGGCAGCCCAUCCCUGAGAUCAACCCAGACGACUUGCUCUCAUAGGCUCGACAUGCUCUCCGUCUCCGUCCAUUUGCCGUUCUAUGGGCUGAAGUAAUAUUCCUCUAAGAUAAUUAGGUGUAAUCCUUGCAAAUCCAAAAUUUCUCACUAACUGCACUCUAACCAGCUGAGGCAUGUUCUGGUUGUAAAGGAUUGUAUAAAAUCCAUCUGCACAUCCAAAACUGAACCAUGCCUCGCUCUCCCCUUUAAUCUAAUGUCCACGCUGAACUGUGGGGGAGGUGAUGGUGCAGUUUUCCCUCAUUGUCUCACACAUCAGGGAUAUUUGAAGCCUGCCUGGGUGCUGAGGCCUCUAAAAGAUACUCUUAUUUCAAAGUUUCCAGUUUAUUGUGUGUGUGUGUGUGUUAAUUACUUAAAAUAGGGGUAUCAUAGCCUUAGUGCUGGUCUGUCUGAUACUGGUGGACAAUUUAACAAGGAUUUUUGCCCCUCCACUACAAGCAUAGGUAUUUAUCCCUGCUGUGGUGGUCCAGCGUAGGCUGGUGUUUACAGUCCUGUGGCCUAAGCACUUAGUAGUUACUGUGUGGGUACAGUGACACAGUGUGUUCAGUAGGAAACAGAAAAUGAGUCAUGUGGGAGAACAUGUAGGAUCACAGAACUAAUUAACAGAGAUAUUUAUUUACAAACGCUAAUUUAUUUUUGUUCUCUAAUAAUUAACUAUUAAGUUAAUUAUAAUUACUAACAUGCACUGCCUCUAAUAUGUGGUGAAAGAAUUCCUGUCUGACUAUGUGUCUGUAAUGAGGUUUGAUCAGAGGCUCUCUUGAAUGCUGAUGCUGCUAUCAAAGUCAGCCAUGCUGGUGAACUCUGUUUCAUCCUUUCGCAGCGUCUUCAGUCUGAUGGUGCAUUUAGGCUUUUAGUCCUGCUGGAAAAGCCCUGAGGUCUGAGCAAGGCUUCCAUCUGUUUUCCAGGUGUUUUCCACUCGUUAAUAAUUUCAUUGUCUGGCUGCUUUAUAAUGCCUUACUGAUCGCACUUUCAGCAGCAGCCAAGAGAGCACCAUGGAUCAGCUUGCAGUUAAUGAAGGGAUGGCCUUAUUGUUGGAAGCUUUUCAGCAGCCUUUUGCGUGGAAGGCUUAAAAGCCUUUUCUUUCGUGAGGCUAAAAUAAGACUUGAGUGUUUUUGAACUGCAAUGCAGGUAAAUCACCCUACUUAAUUUGUGUAAUCAAAGAAAUAGACCUGAAAUGCUAAUGGGUUUUGAUUUCCCAAGAUGACUAGUUCUAGUGUGUACUGAAUUGUAGCUUUAACCUCAUUUGAUUUUUUUUACUAGUAUGAUGAAGUAGUGGUAUUAGAGUUUUAGUUCUGUGUUUUGAGAUAUUUUCAAGCCUUCAGGUCUAUAGGUAAAUGAUGUUUUUGUGCUGAGGAAGACAGCUAUCAGUCUGGUCUAGCAGUUAUACCACUGUAAUGGGCCAAUUUCAGUGUUUUUGAAGAACCAGGUCGCAGCUGUUUUGGAAGAGGAGUGUCCCUUAUUAUUUUUGUGGACAUCUUCCGACUGCUGAUUCUCUGUGGCCAUGGGAAAGAGCACAUCCUUGUCAUGAAUAGUUAAUUAACAAAAGCUGGUCUUUGCCUCUGUGUAACAGAAACAGUGUAUUGUAUGUAUGUAUUUGUUUCUAGGUUCUCCUUUUAAAUUUAGGCAUAGAGCACCAUGUGUUAGGUAGGCAUGCACACCAACUCGGAGCACAAUAGCAAGUAAUUUAUUUAAAAUAGGGUAUUUGUAUGAGGUAACCAUUGUUUGGGGGGAAAAAAGGGACUUCCCUGGUUGUUUGAUUUGUUUAUGCACAAAUGUAUUAUCACAUUUGUUUUUUGUCUUUAUGAAGUGUAGAAGUGAAAUCUGUCUGUUAAUGAUUAACAAAGUGAUCCCAUUCUUUCUAUGAAAGUAAUACUUCUUGUGUGGGAUGGACACACUCAUCUAUGGUUAUAAAAAUGUUAAAAAAUAUAUAUAUAUAUAUAAAUAUUAAGUUGGAACCGAUCAGUUAUUGUUCAUUACUCUUGCUUUCAUGCCCUUAAUUUUAUAUGCUUUUAUUUGUUGACGUAUGCUCUUUGUGGUAAAUCUGUCUCUUAGAUUGUAUUGUUUUCAGUGUAAAAAUUGAACAUUACUGCAUCUGACCACUCUAGAUACCUUUAAGUGUAUACUUACUGUAUGGAUCUGUUGUUUUGGAAAAUGACAUGAAAAUCUAUUAAAAUGCAUUUAUUACAAUUGUUUGACUGUUUCACUAACCAUCUCACUUUCCCUUACAUUUCCUUCAGGAGGAUGUUUAGAUUUCAGUCAGAGGAUUGGAAGACAAGGGUAGACAGUGGAGAGGAAAAAGAGGUACAGGCAAGUGAGUGGUAGAAUGAAAUGAAUGCUGGAGAUUGUGUGGUUUAAUCAGAUUUGGGAGAUUAUCACCUCAGGUCAAACAUUUUCUUCAUUUACGUAGCAGCAAAAAAAAAAGAAUAUUUUCAUGUUUUUUCUUAUUGCCUUGUCCAGCAGUGUAAUAAAUAAGAUGGAAUGUCCAACCCAAAGGCUGUGGAGUUUGUAUAAAUGGAAAUAACUGUCUUCUCUUGGAAUGGGAGUGGGGGAUUUUUUUUGUUGUUGUUGUUUUAUCAGGCAUCACAUCAACAAGUUAGUUUAGAAUUCCUGAAAUCACUUGAAUCACUAAAUUUACAAAUCCAGCUGUUCUAUUCAGUGUUGGACAAAACAGUGGAGCUUGUUACGGCACUGUUUACAAUACAAAUAUUAACAAAUCCUUAAUUCUUUGUGGGGCUGACUGUUGAGCUUUAUUUGUGCUAAAUCAUUUUACCCCAAACCCUCCCCUCAGUACCUGAAAGAGCUUCAUGCUGUUGCUUUGUCCUCAAAUUCUUGAUUUUGACUUUAUGUUGGUUUAUCAUUCCAUUACACAAUGUUAAUAAAAGCCUUUACAACAGCGCUGUUGAAUGCUCAAUUCUAGUCAUUGAUUAAUUUUCUAUAACAGUACGGCUCAGGCAGUAGUUCUGGCUUCAAGUAUGUAUUAAGGCGCUUAUAUUCUGUGUUAUCAUUUCUAUAGUAAUGACAUACACAGGGACUUCUGCCACAUAAAUGGAUUAAAAAAAAACACGUAAUUGUUGAUCUGGUGAGGUUUUCAGUGAAGAGACGUUUAUUAUCAUUUCUGGAACGAGUCUCCAGAGGUAGAGCCGUAACUUUACGUUUUAUGAGAUGGGAACAUCUUUGUGGUUUCUUGGCAACAUGGCAAGCUGCAUUGUUUGUCUUUAGGAGAAAAAAAAAACGCUGGUGUGGGAACGACUGUUGUAAGGGAAGUGAUAACAGGAGCUAACAUUUUUGGCAGACACUGCACAACAUCAAA